Thermothielavioides terrestris NRRL 8126 is the source of this 2007-nucleotide messenger RNA. RefSeq lists its product as uncharacterized. Bases 254 to 1474 code for a protein of 406 amino acids. Gene Ontology annotation, molecular function: ATP binding; protein kinase activity. The transcript has 3 exons. Gene Ontology annotation, cellular component: chromosome passenger complex; spindle microtubule; spindle pole centrosome. The record is from RefSeq and is a predicted model, not a curated record. NCBI's taxonomy places the organism in Eukaryota, Fungi, Ascomycota, Sordariomycetes, Sordariales, Chaetomiaceae. Gene Ontology annotation, biological process: mitotic spindle organization; regulation of cytokinesis; protein phosphorylation.
GGUGCUGAGCUUGGGUGGAAGACUGGUGGGGCAGACCCGGGGCUGCGGUUGCUAGGCAACGGCAGCUUUCGCAGAUCGGUAAACAACCCAUCCCCAUCUCGGCCCAUCCUGGGACCUUGAACCUGGAACCUCCCAUUGCAACUUCGAGCCAGCGCAACGGCGUCCCUAUUCCUACCAUCCCUCUUCCACCAAAGUAGCGUGUGCAUCCCCAACUCCCUCCCCAUCCUCGAACGGCUCCUCGAUCAACUUCACAAUGGCGACGAGGACGUUGGAAUCCCACUUCGCGCGGCUGUCGGUCACCGACGAGAACGAUCCCGGCGAGACUGGCCGGGUCUUCCAGAAGACAAAAACCAUCGGCUCCUCCACAAGUCAACUGGCCCACAGCUCAAGCAGACCAAACCUGUACAAGGUCGCCCUGCAAGCGCAAAAUGCUAACACCGUUACCGCCACCGUCACCCUCCCUUCGCAAGCCGCUCAAUGGAAGAGCUCCACAAUACCAAGCAAUCCAGCCUCACCUAAGAAGGAGAAGGAAAAGCCAGCAUCGCACUCGCUUUCGUCGCGCAGCUCCGAGGAGCUCGCCGCCCAGGCAGAGCGCAGCUCGCCCUCGUACGUCGACCAGCCGCUCGUGCCCAAGCAGUUCCACCUCGGCAUGUUCGAGAUCGGGCGGCCGCUCGGCAAGGGCAAGUUCGGGCGGGUGUACCUGGCGCGGGAGCGCACCAGCAACUUCAUCUGCGCGCUGAAGGUGCUCUACAAGUCCGAACUGCAGCAAGGGACGGGCGUAGAGAAGCAGGUGCGGCGCGAGAUCGAGAUCCAGAGCAACCUGCGGCACCCCAACAUCCUCAAGCUGUACGGGCACUUCCACGACAGCAAGCGCAUCUUCCUCAUCCUCGAGUUCGCCGGCAAGGGCGAGCUGUACAAGCACCUGCGGCGCGAGAACCGGUUCCCCGAGUGGAAGGCGGCGCAGUACAUCGCCCAGAUGGCGUCCGCGCUGCACUACCUGCACCGCAAGCACGUCAUCCACCGCGACAUCAAGCCCGAGAACAUCCUCGUCGGCAUCCACGGCGAGAUCAAGAUCUCCGACUUUGGCUGGAGCGUGCACGCGCCCAACAACCGGCGCAAGACGCUGUGCGGCACGCUCGACUACCUGCCGCCCGAGAUGAUCAAGUCCGGCAGCCGCGACAACUGGUACAACGAGAAGGUCGACCUGUGGAGCCUGGGCGUGCUGACGUACGAGUUCCUCGUCGGCGAGGCCCCGUUCGAGGACACGCCCAUCAUGACGCAGAAGCGCAUCGCCAGGGCCGACAUGACCAUCCCGGAGUGGGUGAGCAAGGAGGCCAAGGAUCUGAUCAAGAAGCUUCUUGUUCUCGACCCUGAGAAGCGGCUUCCCCUGGAGGAGGUCCAGAGUCACCCGUGGAUCAUCAAGCACUGCGUGAAGGGCGAGCGCGCCGCGAGCAGAGAGAAGCCGCUCAAAUAGCCGUCCGGGCGAAACGAUUGGCGGUGAGAUAUUUUUUUGCUUUUGGGACGUUGUAGGAUGUGAGCGAGGGGCGUUCAGGAGUCGGCGCGAGGGGUUUGCCACCAAAGGCCACACAUUGAGGAUUCAAUUGCAUAUGACGGAGCCAGUCAUCCGUGUUGGAAUUUAUGUCACAUUGCCCAAUCGCUCGCCCGCGGGCCGUUGCAUCGGCUGUUGUCUUCCAUUGCCGACGCCCAUUAUAGUGGUACAAGAUCUGUCUAUAUCAGUACAGCGGAGAGGUAGCGCCACGGCAACAGAGAACACGCUCAGCGGUAUACUUCGUCAAAUGGCCGUGUAUCUGCGAAGCACGAGUCCCACACCUCGUUUACCACCUUGGCCGCAUGGACGUCGUCCCUACACGCCGGGCGCGCCAUAACGGACUGGAUCGCGCGCAUGCGCACGCAGUUCUGGAACUGCUGCGUCAGCGUCCAGUUUCCCCGCGUUAUCGCCUCUCUCGUCCACCGGCACUCUCCGCUGAGCAUCGACGCGCGGAUCUG